GUUUAAUUUGGAUUUGUCUGUGCUUGUUUAUUUGACUCUUAUAGAUGGUGUUAUGCCUGGUUCAGACUACACGAUUUUUUUGUCUGUUACGAUAGUCACUGUGUCAGAUUACACGAUUUUGACUCCAAAAAUCUUGUCGUGUCUUGGACUUGAAACAUGUCAGACUACACGUUGCUACGCGACCAAUCGUCGCUUGUUGUCACGACGCGCGUGAGAAACAAGAGCGUAAACAGUAACAAUGACUGAAGCGGCGUGUUUUGUACUGGCUGUAUUAUGUGUAGAAAAGCGCAAAAAAAGAAAAAAACACCGAAAAUGGACACGUUCCUGGCUUGCCGGAAGAGGACAGUAUGGGCUGUCAAUCCUCCAAAGAGAACUUGAGGACAGUGACAAAAAGGGUUUCCGUGAUCUGCUCAGGAUGGAUGUGGAGGAUUUCAGCUACUUGCUUGACAAAGUUACACCAUUCAUCCAAAGAAGGGACACAAAAUUAAGAAGAGCCAUCAGUGCAAGAAUGCGCCUGUCACUAACACUAAGAUUCCUUGCUACUGGAGAGACGUUUAGAUCUCUGAGCUUCCAGUACCGGAUCGGUCGUAGUACUAUCAGUGAGAUAGUAAUGGAGACGUGUCAAGCCUUGUAUGACGUCUUAAAGGAUGAUCAUUUAAAGACUCCUACAACGGAGACAGAAUGGAGAGAGGUGGCAAUGAGGUUUCAAAACAAGUGGCAAUUUCCUAAUUGCUUAGGUGCCAUAGAUGGAAAGCACAUCUACAUCCAGCCACCUGCAAACUCUGGAAGUACUUACCACAACUACAAAUCAAGAUUUUCAGUUGUACUCAUGGCAGUAGUCGACGCCGACUACAAAUUUAUUUAUGCAAAUGUUGGCGUACAAGGAAGAGUGUCAGAUGGAGGAAUAUUUGGCCAGUCAGACCUCCGAGCUGCCAUGGACAGAGAUCUACUGAAUGUCCCCCGUCCAGAGCCACUCCCAGGGAGUAACAUAUCUUUGCCCUAUACAUUUGUUGGUGAUGAAGCAUUCCCUCUCCGAACCGACCUAAUGAAGCCAUACCCCUUCCGAAAUCUGGACCAUGGGCAACGAAUAUUUAACUACAGACUUUCAAGGGCAAGGCGUACAGUUGAAAAUGCAUUUGGAAUUUUGACCAAUAGACUUCGUGUUUUUCUUUCCAACAUUGCACUGGAGCCUGACAAAGUGACAGUAGUGACACUAGCUGCACUCUCGGUGCACAACUUCCUCAGGAACAAGGCAUCAGAUGUGUACCUGCCUUCAGCCUUUGCAGAUGUAGAAGACGCAAAUCACAACAUGGUUCCUGGAGCUUGGAGAAGGGAGGGAGAACUUCCCUCUGUGGCAGCAAGCGGUGCACGGAAUGCCACAACCGCCGCCAAAAAUUAUCGGGACAAUUUGAAGGCAUAUUUUCUUUCACCUGCUGGAUCUGUUUCCUGGCAGGAAAAUAUGAUUUAAACAUAGACACCAACUGCACUGCAAAAAAUGUUUUUCUUACUUAAUAUUUUUGCCUUGUUUUGUCUUGUCUUAAAUCAGGAAGCAUUUACUAUAAGUAAAAUUAUGUAAGAUAAUACAUUUUUUUAGCUUGUAGCUUGCUUUAAGCAAAAACUCAGAAUUUUAUUCAGAAAAUAAGCUAUAACAGCUUACGUAAAUUUACUUAUUAAGUAAAUGCUUCCAGAUUUAAGACAAGACAAAACAAAACACUAAGUAAUAUAUAUAUUUUUUUUUUUGCAGUGUGAUAAAUCUGUUCAUAUAGACCAUUUUGCAUGAUGUAAAGAACACACGCUUCAGGUCUUCCCGUUCCAUUUUUUUUUUUUACACUAAGGAAAUAUUAAAACAAAAUACAACCAACAUAACAUUUAGAACAAUAUUAAACUAACAUUUUAAAGUCUUAAUUAUAUAUGUGUAAAUAAAAAAAAAUGCAGAAUGUAUAAUGGCCAAAAUUAAUAUGAUUUGUUUAUUAAAAACACACAAGAUUAAUUUUCCUUAUUAAAAACUUUUAUUAAAAAUAAA
Messenger RNA from Megalobrama amblycephala (Wuchang bream), 2023 nucleotides. RefSeq names its product protein ALP1-like. The record is from RefSeq and is a predicted model, not a curated record. NCBI's taxonomy places the organism in Eukaryota, Metazoa, Chordata, Actinopteri, Cypriniformes, Xenocyprididae. The transcript is spliced from 4 exons. Bases 239 to 1468 code for a protein of 409 amino acids.